Symbiodinium sp. CCMP2456 is the source of this 522-nucleotide messenger RNA. Lineage: Eukaryota; Dinophyceae; Suessiales; Symbiodiniaceae. The record is from the annotation of a GenBank genome assembly.
GUGACAACGCGAACGCAGACGGCGAAGAUAUCCUGUGAUCCGCUCUGCUGGACUCGAGUAGAUGGAGUUGACAAAGGGUCCGUGAUGAUUGCCCUCGUUGUGAUGGACAGCGUCCUGGGCCAGGAAGACUGGGUCUCGGCGGGUUUUGCGACGAUCGACGUGACAGGCACCAGCUCAGCUGAGGAGGCCUUCCUAGACUAUCUCGGCCAGGUGAACGAGACGCUGCUGGACUGGACGAGCUCCUUCAAGAGUUCUGGCUUGAAGAUUGCAGUUGAAGCCAUCCAUCGUGCUGGGGAACAGCUGUUGAACAUCGCUGAUUCAAUCAAGUCGAGGUUCUCCAAAGUGAGCAAAGAGCAACUUGACAAAAUCAGGUCAGUCAGGUCGUUCGGCCAGCAGCGGCUCCUGUUUCUCGGCCGUCCUUGCAAUGCCCUAUGCCGAAUCUUCCUCUCGAGGCCCCAUCCUUCAUCCAGCAAGCCGCCAGUCGUACAGCUUCAGGCAUGCAGGACCUUCGCAGGGAGCUGA